Messenger RNA from Colletotrichum navitas, 694 nucleotides. Its product is annotated as LSM domain-containing protein. The transcript is spliced from 3 exons. Gene Ontology annotation, biological process: mRNA splicing, via spliceosome. Gene Ontology annotation, cellular component: precatalytic spliceosome; U4/U6 x U5 tri-snRNP complex; U6 snRNP. Gene Ontology annotation, molecular function: RNA binding. Lineage: Eukaryota; Fungi; Ascomycota; Sordariomycetes; Glomerellales; Glomerellaceae. The record is from RefSeq and is a predicted model, not a curated record. Bases 152 to 451 code for a protein of 99 amino acids.
UGCGAUACGGCCCGGUUCGACAGCACUAGACGCAGGCAUUUCCGCACACUCCAAGAGGACGAGGGCCUCGAACGUGAAACGUCCAUUCCGCCUCGAGCUUCUUCUGAACGAGAGUCCACAGACGACCCUUCCCUUCCGGACCGCCGCAACAAUGGCGACCCUCGGAGGCUACCUCAACAAGAAAGUCCUGAUAGUAACGGCGGACUCGAGAAUCCUCGUGGGCACCUUGGAAGCCGCGGACCAGUCCACCAACCUCGUCCUCAGCAACGCCCAAGAGCGGGUGAUCCAGACCCCCGAGAGCGGAGAGCCCUCGGUCCAGGUCCCCCUCGGCCUCUACCUCGUCCGCGGCGACAAUGUCUGCACCAUCGGCCUGGUGGACGAAGCGCUAGACGACAGCAUCAACUGGACCGAGGUCAAGGGCUCCGCCAUUGGAGGAACCAAGCACACAUAAAAACAAGCCAGCGACACCGACACGGCUUAUGGAUCGGAGUGGCAAUUGUUUGAUUGCAUCACGGAUGUGUUUUGUUUCUUUAUUGCGAGCGGGAUACCCCAGUGUUGGGAAGACGUGAGCUUUUGCCGCCGCGAGGCACGCGUGCACGCAAGAGCACAGGCACACACACACACACACACACACACACAAAACAACGGCGUUAAAUAUGUUUGGGUUGGUAGAGAAUGAUAUUGGGUUCCUACG